Molecule: messenger RNA, 2412 nt
Organism: Ceratosolen solmsi marchali
Lineage: Eukaryota; Metazoa; Arthropoda; Insecta; Hymenoptera; Agaonidae
Source: RefSeq, a predicted model, not a curated record
AUGUCACAAAGUCGUCUCUCUGACUACCGAUUCACCAGAUAUUCAGAAAUCGGCAGCACUUGCAGCGAUCAAACAAAGCAGUCUUCGAACAUUAGUAACUCGUCAGCAUUCGAUUAUCGAAGUUACCAGCCACUGUCUUCUAUUACCGAACGCUGUCAUCAAUCUCAGAAACAAAUUGGCAAUAGUAAUAACAACACUGAGUAUGCUAACUCUAGUGUUCUUGUCGCUGCAUCUACUGGUGGUAAUCCUUUCGGUUCCGAAACUUUCCCGUCGCCUCCUUCUCCUGCGCCAGUCAGCGAUCGGUUUAUUCCUCCACCACCGCUUUCACCCAGUGCCAGUGAAAAAUAUGCAUCCUCACAAUCUUUGGCUAACUAUCCCACUAUUCCAUCUCCAAUAUCUUCCAAGGAACAACGAUUCGCCUCGGCUGAGCGAUUACUGGCUACUGCCACUUCGUCAUCGACGGUAUCCAUCGCACAAUCAUCAGUCGUGGAAGCCAAGGAUCAACAACAAUACUCUAUUUCUUCAACCGAGCGACUACUCUCUUCGGCAUCGCCGGUAUUGGAUGUAUUGUCAGCCACAGAGCGAUGCGUCUAUGGCUCGUCCAGCCUUAAGGACAUCUCUGGAUCCUCCUCUACUGCUCAUUACGAUAGCUGUUCAACCGAAAGGUUACUCUCAUCCUCGCCGAUACAUGUACCUGUACCAGAGAGAUUUUCCAGUGCUGGAAGUAAGUCCAACGAGCAUGGCAGUUACCAAGACCAUGAAAUAUUGGUGCAACAUCAACAGCAGCAACAACAACAGCAACAAUACCACCAUAAUCGUUUUGGCAAUAUUGCAUGUACCACAGAGAAAUUCCUUUCGAGUCCGUUAAAUAUGGAAGCGCAGCAUCAACGUUACUCUUCCAAUGAAAGGAUAUUGGCGACCUCAAUUAGCUCCACAAAUGGGAAUGGUGAUCAUGUCAAUAGAAAAUACUCGACAGAUAGAAAUGUCGAAACCACGAGCCAAAAGUAUGCGGAUACUAGAACGUCGGCCUUGCAAGUACCUACGGAAUUUUCUGUCCGAUUUCCGGUAUAUCAGGAUAAUGCUGGUAGUGGCUUAGCUACUCAACGAUACACCAAUAUAGGUGAUCGAUUCAAUAACUUAGUCGCAGAAAGAUACUCUCAAACCAGGCCAACCGAUAGGUUCUCUAGUGGUAGUGAACGAUAUUUGCCAAGUAAUUCCAAUGCAAAUCAUGAUGUCAGGCAAACCGGUGGUGAUCUAAUCAGAUACUCAUCCAGCUCAUUGUCGUCUCCGUUAUUAUUGACCGACGCAGCAAGUCGUGGUUCACAUCAUCAACUUCAUAAUUUAAGCAGUAACAAUAUAAAUACACAAUCAACGGGCAUUAGCGAGCAAACGCGAUAUACGACACUUUCACCCACACCUGAUAGCACGAAUUCAGUAGAUCAGACAGCUAGCUGCUACUCUCAGCAGUCUUCCAAACAAUCUGCGGCAGAUAAGUACCAUCACCAAUUAUCCAAAUCGACACAAAGCUACCCUGCCGCUGGUUCCGAAUGCGGAAACUACACUUCUGUGUCCUCGACUCAAGCGGAUCGUUAUGAUAUCGACAAAUUCAACGUUAGCAAUGUAAUUGGCGAUGCACGGUUUCAAGCUGCAAGUUCUAAUAAUAGAUACCACUGUACAACGACUGAACGUUUCCCGACAACUUGUAAUACUUCGGACAAAUAUUUGUCUUUACCAAAGUCAAAGGAUCGAUAUAGCGUAGGUGGAUGCAUUACGAGUUCUUGUGUAUCAAUUUUAUCAGGAUCCACAGAACAAAACCGCGCGUCUAAUAAUAGUUACAUCCCUCCUACGGCCCAUACCCCAGUAGAAAGAUAUGUUCCACAACCACCAGUAGAGGUGCUCUACCCUGACAGAUACAUUGAUCGGUAUGUACCAUCUGGAACAUCUGCCGAUCGUUACGUGUUAGCGACAGAUCCUGGAGAUUCGUAUAUACGCCGGGAUUUGGGAUUUCACAAUCACUAUCGACUACCACUACCUGCCGGCUAUCCUUAUCCCCAUCAUAGUCAUUUUCGAUUUCGUGGCUUUGCCUAUCAAUCACCUGGUCACAUUGGUGGCUCACCCAGUUCUAGCAGUUCCAGCAGCUCAACUUCCACGCAAAGAGAUUGUUUCUCUACCUCACCUUUAAUGAGAUUUAAGUUGCGUACAAGUUCUGGUGAUUUUAAGAGAACCGCCAAUGCAAUUAAUACGCCACGACACAUGAACAAACAACAAUUACAAAAACCACAGCAGCAACCAGCGUGUUGCAUCGAUGCGUCACCUGGACAAAGAGCAACGUGUUGUCAAUCGGUUCGACGUUCCAUACCGCUAGGACCACUACUUUCCAUUCCACAACAGGCGAGCCAUCCAACUUGGUAA